Acaulospora colombiana is the source of this 855-nucleotide messenger RNA. The record is from the annotation of a GenBank genome assembly. NCBI's taxonomy places the organism in Eukaryota, Fungi, Glomeromycota, Glomeromycetes, Diversisporales, Acaulosporaceae.
ACCCCGUACCCGAUCCAUCUCUACCCGACAAGGCGGUAUCCUCCCGCUCCUCUUCACUCAAAGCAGUAUUGCCACCCUCAUUUUACACUACGGCGACCGUAGCUCCAAUCAGGCGUGCUAUUCACUCUUCCUCACCUAGUGUUGAAGAUAUCUCAUUCCCUACCAAUGGGGCCUCAUUAGAGCGUACAUCGUCCCCUGAAAAUCCAUCAACCAAAGGCAUUCAGAUAGCUACUUCCAAGAUCAAAGGGGUUGGGAGCAUGCCCAAACCCGACCCAGGGAAAGAGAAGUCUAACCAGCCCAAGAGAAAAACUGGUGUUGAUUCCAUCGUGCCUAUGUCUCCAGCGGCUAUGGAAAAAGCUGCGGCACUGUUGCAACGGCACCGGGAAGCAGUGGUUGAAAACGCCAUUCAACGCAAUAAACGUAGGAGGAAGAAGGCUGUAGUGGAACAAAAAUCCACCAUAGAAACAGGUCAAGAGCCCGUAGAAGAGCAGAGCUCUCUGGAACCAAAUGAUUCAACUGUAGUCAAGAAGGAUAAGAAAAAGAGAAAAGCGGAUGUAAUCUUAGGGCAAAAUACUGAGAAGGACACUAGCAUUUCCAACGAAAAAUCAAAUAGAAGCGAGAGUCCGAUGCAUCAGAAGGUUGGAGAACGAUCCAAAACCGAGGCAGAAGGUUCGGGAACAAGCAAACACGCAUCAUCAGGUGCAGCAUCCCUUUCUCUUCGUCGCAAGUUACCUGCGAUCCGGCCAGAGCAUGAUACAUCAUUGGAUCUAGUCCCUAAAGCUGACAAUAAAAUAAAGGGGCGCGAGCAGAACCAUCCUGUCCCAUCUGCGAUGGCCCUUACCACCUCAGGUCCAA